CCAUGGAAGAAGCAUGUUUCUGUCUCCUUCGAUGCUCUAACGUCCCUCCCAAUGGAAGCUCUAGGACUCCCACUUCUCAAUACUACUCUCAGCAUUUCUCCUCUGCAACAAGCAGUCACCAAAUUAAAAAAUCCCACCUUCAAACUCAAACUCGAACUCAAGCCCUGUUACAGAAGAAGCCAUUCCCAUAGAUGGACGGUUAGAAUGCAAGCGGACGAUGGCGAAGAUGAGUCGGUGAAGCAGAUGAAAGAGAUGGCUGCAGCCAGGAAGAGAUGGGAAUCUCUGAUCAGGGAAGAAAAAGUUAAGGUCCUGACACCAAAGGAAGCUGGGUAUGCAAUUCAACUCUCAAACAAAACCCUCCUUGAUGUUCGUCCAUCAACAGAACACAAGAAGGCAUGGGUUAAAGGCUCUACGUGGAUUCCAAUCUUUGAUGUUGAUGACAGAUUGGAUGUUGGAGCUGUCUCGAAGAAGAUCACAAAUUUUGUAAUGGGAGGUUGGUGGAGCGGCAUACCUAUGUUUGCCUAUGAUAACCGGUUCAUGUCAAAAGUUGAGGAGAAGUUUCCAAAAGAUAUCGACCUCAUUGUUGCCUGCCAAAAGGGAUUGAGGUCUCUAGCUGCUUGUGAACAGCUGUACAAUGCAGGCUACAAAAACCUCUUUUGGGUUCAAGGAGGUCUAGAGGCUGCUGAAGAAGAGGAUUUGGGAAGGGAAGGUCCUCAACCUUUCAAGUUUGCUGGAAUUGGCGGGGUUUCUGAGUUCCUUGGUUGGACUGAUCAACAACGAGUUGCAGCUGCAAAGGAAGGUUGGGGAUAUCGAUUAGUCUUCUCCGCCCGCUUGGUUGGACUUAUUCUCUUUGCAGAUGGCUUGUUUCUUGGUGCUCAGCAAGUCGGUCAUUUUCUUCAAGACCUAAGGUUUCAGUGAGACACUGAAUACCCUAGAUUGCACCGGUCGGCAUUGGAGGUGGUUAUGAUCAAAACAGCUAACAGAUUUUCACCACUGGAUUUGGAUCACUUUCUACACAUUGCACAUUCUCCUAAAUUUCUCCUUUAUGAGCAAGUGGGCGCUGUUUGCCAAUUGGAUGUAAGUUUAAAGUCCUCCUAAACACCCAUUUUCUUCACUUUCUUCCCGAUGUCUCAUUCCUCUGUAUGAGAUUUAAGCUGGCUAAUGAUGUUUUUGGCAUGAACA
Molecule: messenger RNA, 1182 nt
Organism: Magnolia sinica
Lineage: Eukaryota; Viridiplantae; Streptophyta; Magnoliopsida; Magnoliales; Magnoliaceae
Product: rhodanese-like domain-containing protein 11, chloroplastic
Exons: 10
Coding region: 52-918 (288 amino acids)
Source: RefSeq, a predicted model, not a curated record